Messenger RNA from Drosophila grimshawi, 635 nucleotides. RefSeq lists its product as uncharacterized. Bases 74 to 400 code for a protein of 108 amino acids. NCBI's taxonomy places the organism in Eukaryota, Metazoa, Arthropoda, Insecta, Diptera, Drosophilidae. The record is from RefSeq and is a predicted model, not a curated record. The transcript has 2 exons.
UCAGUCGUAGUCAGAACGCUUUGCCGUUUGGUGCUUUAGCGCAGAGAUUUUAGCGAGAGAUAUUUUGAACAAGAUGAUGAGGCCUGGGUUUUCUCACAUAUGCCUGUUGUUGGUGCUGCUGUAUGGUGCACUUGCUAUUGACAACUCCAAUCCCAAGUCACAGGUGGAGUACAUAAGUGUGCAACCAAGUGCAGAGAAGCCUCGCAUUGUGCCCAUAACACGGCCUCCUUUGCUCAAUCAGACACCACCACCGCCGCCGCGCGACUCUAAGAAUUUUGCAUAUAAUCCGACGACGAAUACCUGGACACAAAUUGGAAGCCAUGAUCCUAGACCGGAUGAGGAUACUUUCAUCUGGAAUCAAAGCAACGACAAAUGGCUAACUAAUGUCGCGGGUUCCUAAAGAACCGACACAUUUAUUUCAAUAUGAUUCACGACGUAAUUACAUUAAUCACCACUUAAAACGACGCACAGCUAAAAUGUUUUGUUAAACACGUUUAUGUUUCAAUAUAUUUUUAAUAUAUUUAGGGAAUAUUGCUUCCACAAUCGAGUAAGUGGAUUAUAAACAUAUCAGUUAAAUGAACGCUUUCUUAAAAGAAUCUUCUCAAAUUCGAAAAAUAAACACACUAUAAUUAAUA